This is a messenger RNA of Xyrichtys novacula (pearly razorfish), 15682 nucleotides long. The record is from the annotation of a GenBank genome assembly. Lineage: Eukaryota; Metazoa; Chordata; Actinopteri; Labriformes; Labridae.
CGUUUCCGCCCGGCGCCAUUUUGAUGAAACAGCGAGGAGACGAGCAGCGCGGAUAACCGUAAUGGACUGCAUGGAUAAGAAAUAAAAUUACAAUUGGAUUCUUUUUUUUUCUUUGUGGAAAACGUUGCAUGACGAAAAGUAUUCUUCGCGCCAUAGCACUAUAAUUUUCAGGUUAUAAACUAGGCAAAUUGUGAGCAUUGUACCGUUUAUCAUUAGCCGAUAGCUGUUGUUCGCGUAGUGUUCCCAUGAUGUACAGAGGGAACGGGAGCUAAUCUCCGGGCGUUCAACGUAGCCUAAGCGUUAGCUUCCUAGCUAAUUUAACUGCUAUUCGGUGUAAUUCGUUUUUCAGAAUAACAUUUCGCGGUCUCAGCAGCGAAAACGUCGACUUUCCGGACUCGAGGAGGCUGUAAGGACUCUAUUUGGUGUUUGUCCCGGCAUGUAAAGAACUGCUCCUACAAGGCAAACAUGACCCACACGGACUGAUGCUCGGGGAACCCCGGGCCUGCUGCUAGCCACAUUAGCGGCCUGUGGCGAGGCGGCAAGGGCUUCCCACCAAGGACAAUUCUCCACGGACUCUGUCUUUAACUCCCCCUCGUCUUAGAUUUUCUCUAUCCUACUCGGACUGUUCUAGGAUUUGUUGGCAUCCUGUUGUGUUUAAUCGGACUCAAAAAGGACUGUCGAGGCGCUCUGGCCUCACAACAACUCAGUUAUUUUUCUUUGGAAAUAACAUGGACUUUGACGCCAUCUGCGACCUGAACCCUUCCCUACUUUAGUUCCUUCUCUGUCCACUGUAUUUUCAUCGAGUUUAAGAACGUUUCCUAUUAAAAUAAUCAGAUUAAGCAUCCUGUGUUCAGUGUUAACGCUGUAUAACUUUGUUAUAUCACAGGCCUGUGGUUUUUUCUUGUGCUUGGUUGACUUGAGUUCAUAGACCUGUCAAAAUGUCGUGUGUUCACUAUAAGUUUUCCUCCAAACUGGACUACAACACAGUCACUUUCGAUGGGCUGCAUAUCACCCUCAGCGAGCUGAAGAAGCAGAUCAUGGGCCGAGAGCGCCUCAAGGCCACAGACUGCGACCUACAGAUCACCAAUGCGCAGACUCGAGAAGGUAGGCUGUCAGCUGACUAAAAGAGACGUGAGACAUACACCAUCCUGUGUUUUUAAGCUUUGCACACUAUCAGCAGAUAUUUCAUCAUGUGUCAGUAAUGUUUGUUCCUGAAAAAGGGGGGCAAGUGAGUCAUCAUCAUGAAUCAUUGGGAUGCCUUUUCUUUUAGCUGAUAUCUCCUAUUUUUAAAUCCAUUUUGGGGAUAUAGAUAAACACUGACCAGUCAUAACGUUAAAAAACCUGGGCAGUCUUAGGCAAUCUCAAAACGACACUUUCAGCAUCUGUUGACAUGGUUGGAGAGGUGGGGGUUGUACGUAAUUGUUGCAGACUAUGUGGGUGGUGGUUGUGCACUAGAGUUUGUUUUUUUAUUGGACGUUGCUCUUUAGAUAAUUGUCAACAUAUGAGAGAUACCUUAUGGUGUAAUGCACUCCAGUACACCACCAUUUAAACUGCCUAAUUUGACCAUACCUCAGAGAGAAAGAUGAUUUUCAAAUAUCGACAUUUAUUUAAAGGUCUUUUGUCUGUUCUUGACAAUACAGAAAUGCAUCCACACAGCUGACAAAUUGAAUCACAUUGGCCUGGGUAACACAUACAGUUACUGAUGAGCUAAUAAGUGACUAUAACAGUAUUACGCCGAUAAUAUGCUUCCUAAGUGAAAUAUCAUUAAGGGGCUGGACCUCAUGUUGACAGAGCCAUUUUAAAUUGUUGAAAGACUUGUCUGUCAUGCCAGUAAAAUGAGAAAAUGUUCGUUGCAACAAAAUUAGUAAAAGUAGAAAGGAGUGUGAAUUCAAGAAAGACAUUUAAAGGCUGGUUUCUCAAUUUGAGGCAUCAGCUUAUAGUUACGAAGGAUUCACUAAUAUAUGAAAUAAUUGAGCAACUGUGAUAUGGUGAACUGUUGAAUUUUAAUGUUAAUAUUGCAUGGUUUAUAAAUAAUAUGAAUACCAGUCCUGAUUUGAUGUGUGGGGAAAAUGUGACAUGUACUAAUGGUUAGUCCUAGUUUUUAUUGUGAUUGGUGUUUUCUAAUACAUUUUUGUCUGCUGUUUUAAAGAAUACACAGAUGAUGAAGCCCACAUCCCAAAGCAUUCAUCAGUGAUCGUCCGCCGCACUCCAAUCGGUGGAGUCAAACCUGCUGGCAGGACGUUCAUUGUGUAAGUAUACUUGGAUAAAGUUUUUGCUGGAGUUUUGAUUCAGGGGUACACUUGGACUUGAAGCCUUGAAAAAAAAAAGCGUAUGGAAAACUGGGUGGUGCAGUCAGUCCUUGGUUGGCUGUAAAGUAACAGGUUUAUAAUCGGAUUAAUUUCUGUCUUCUGUUUGUUUCUGCAGAGAUCGUUCUGACACAGCUGUGGUGGGAUCUUCCAGACCCGUAUGUAAAACAAACCCAAAAUCAACACUCACUCCUCCUCCUCCUACUCCUCCUCCUCUCACCUCUCUCCCUCUCCCCCUCUUUCUGGCUUUGGUCACCUUUCUUGAGAACAUUCUGUCAACAAGGAUUGAGUUUUGUGUAUCUUCUGUUCACUGUGUGUUGGUUACAUUUGUGUUGAAAACUCAACUUCUAUGUGUUAUUUGAUGUCUUUGGGAGGCUAUCUUGAGGUUCCACAGUUAAAGUAGUUUGUUGUUUCUCUCUGAAAAACCAGCUGUUUGUUUUGAGCAGAUUAAAGUUUUUCAAUGUUGUUGAGUGAGAUGACAUGAUCUGAGAGAGAAACAACAGACUAGUAACCAUUGUUUUUGAAUGCUUCAAACUUAUCGAGUGUUGAAAUGUUGCCACUUUAUCAAUGAUUAAGAAAUCAUUACAUCUGUAAAUGACUGUCUUUCAUAAUGAAAUGGUUCUGUAGCCUGCUCCAGGCCAGAUAAAUGUAUUUUUAAAGGGGUUUGUAAAAGGAAAAUAUGCUAUUUUUGUAUUUAUAACUCAUGUCAUUUUAUUUUCUGUGAAAAUAUUUUUUGUGGCUCCUUCACCAAAUGGAGUUAAAUGUGGCUGGGAUUUUACUGUAUUUAACUGCAGUUACAGUUACGAGACUCAUCAGUGAUUUUUCUUUUGAAAUCUUACCCUGCUUAACUUCAACAGUCUUCAGUAUGUUGUUCAGUAACACCUGCCAAUGUCAAUGAUUUUGUCUUGUACAAUUUCACCAUGAUCAUGAUCAACUUUGCUCUGAGUAUGGACUGAACGUAACACCUAAACCCUGAAGGUUCACAGAAUCACUCUGAUGAGUUAAAUGUUUGAAAAUGAUACAGAUUCUUACGUUUCUGUUUAACGAAGAAGCAGGAUCUAGAUCCAAGUGUAUCUAACUGUCUAACUGUGGUUUGGUUUGGGGGAUUAGUAAGAAGCUAGUUUUUGAAAACUAAGGUGCUGUGACUUUGUCACUGAAGUAGAAUGUUGCGACAUGAUCACAAAGUACAAUGACACAGUAUCCGUAAACUAAAUAUCUUGUUAACCUCUGAAGGCCUACAUGGUUGCUGCAGUGAGACGUAUACUGGUGUAGUGUGUCCUGUAAGCUGUAAGCUGCAGAACCUGUCAAUAAAGUUGUUCAGCGGUUCAGUGUCAGAACCGCUUGCACCAGAUCCCUGUGUGUUCCCUCCACAGCAUUCUGCAAUACCCAGUCUUUCCUCCGAGCCCCACAUAUGAUGAUGGACAACUUCUGCCUGCUUGUUUUUAAUACUUACAGAUUUCUAGAUAAUUAUUUUCACAGAAGUUAGACUCAGCAACUCUUUGGCGCGGGACAAAACUUUGAUUUAAUCAUUUUUUGUUGUUCUUGGGAUCUAAUGAUGAUGUUCAGUGUAGUGUUGAAGAGAUUGUCAGGGGAGCAAUAACAAAGAAAUACUGACUAGUUGUGUUAGUUCCUUUUAAAUUUUCAUCUGGCAGUUUCUUGAAAGAGACACUACUGUCCCAGCAUGAUUCCCUGGCUGACCUUUUUAGUGUUUGCCCUUUUUUACUGAAGCUCUUUAACCCAUGACUUGCAGCCUGAUAGAAUCGCAGAAAAAACCCUGUAGCUUUUUUGUUAUGAAAACUCCUUUUGAUAACUUGGUGCAAAAACUUAAGUGGCCUGGUUACAAGUAACUAACUGCGUGCUAAGAUGACAUGUUUAAUGUCUUUUUUUAAGUAUGGAAGCACGGUCUUUAGGAUUCCUCCUUGUUGUUUGCUCGAUUUUUUUAAAAUUUUACAGACCUAAUUUUAAGCAGUUUAACAAUGUUUAUUAAAGUCCUCAAGUGUUUCUGCCCACUGACAAACCUUUUUGAAUGUUUUCUUUAGAAAUUAAACACACAAAAGCGUAUUUUUACCACAUAGCUCUAGUCAUUCCAAGGAAGAGGCAUUUCCUCACGCAUAGAAACUUUUUUUGAGCAGCUCGCCAGACAUAAAAAUCCAUCCUUUUAAAGACCGUCUGAAGGGUAAUUAUACGAUGUUUAAGGAUUUUUAUAGAACUGUGCUGCUGACAGUUUGGAUGUCUUGGUUUAAACAGCCCUGAAAAGACACAACCUGAGUUCAGGCUUUCAAAAUAUUUUCCUUUGGAUUAAGAAUCAGUGCUGUCAGCGCAGGGAUUAUCACUGCAUGGACAAGUAAACCUGUCUGAUUUAAACCCUUGCCAUCAUAUACCUGUGUAUAUUUCAUGCACUUGGAGUCAUUUUGAUGUGAAGAUUUAGAUGGAGACAGAGAGGGACUGGACACACGUGGUGGGGAACUAUCUGGGCUCGUAUCUUCCACUGUUUAUCUAUUACAUAUUGUGUUAAUACUUCAAUAUCUGUACUCUGAUUCUCCUGCAGACGGAUUCUUCUCCCUCUUUGUCACUUGCCCAACUCACAAAGGUACUGUUUGUAUUCAUGCUGGGGUACUUCCAGAAAAAAAAGUUUUUAAGUAGAUGUGUCCUUUUUCCCGGUGGCCCUGAUGACAUUUUCUACUCUUUUUUUUCUGCUUCAUUUCAUUUUGUAUUUUAGACUGCCAACCUGGUUGAUGCAAAUGCAUCAGAAGAGGACAAAAUCAAAGCCAUGAUGACUCAAUCCAACCAUGAAUAUGACCCAGUGCAGUAAGUAUACAACAGAAAAUAAGAACUGCACCCUCAUGGCUAAAGUAAAAAAAAAUAAUAAUAAUAAAUCCCUCUUGUCUCUUCAGUUACUCCAAGAAACCAGUUGGACCUCCACCUGCUCACUACACCUGCUUCCGUUGUGGAAAGGCUGGUCACUACAUUCGUCAGUGCCCUUUGCUGAUGGUAAUUAUCACAUGUCAAUUUUAUAUUCAUUUCACAACAAAGCAGCUUGACUUCCUAAAGCUCAAACAUAAACUGGUGGUGUUGCUUUUGUUUCAUUUCACCCUGUUAGGUCCAGGACAAGAGUGUGGAGGGGCCAAAGCCUGUUAGAACUAGUAAAGGCAUCCCUCAGAGCUUCAUGGUGAAAGCAGAGCCCGGCACAAAGGGAGCCAUGUUAACCAGCACUGGAGAAUAUGCAAUACCUGCCAUAGAUGCGUACGUCUCAACCCAUUGCACCUAAAACUACACACUGUUAAAUUUACUAUUAAAUAAAGUUUGUCAAACGGAGUCUUUGUCAGUCCACGUAAUGAAAGCAAAUCUGUCUCUACAGGGAGGCGUACGCACAGGGAAAGAAAGAGCGCCCUCCGUUUGUUCCACACAACCAGUCAUCAUCUGAAGAUGAUUCAGACCCGAUUCCCGAUGAGCUCUUGUGUCCCAUCUGCAACGACCUGAUGACUGAUGCUGUAGUGAUACCCUGCUGUGGAAACAGCUACUGUGAUGACUGUGAGUUCUUUUGAAUUAUUAUGUACACUUGUGACGAUCUACAUUUGCACCGAUCGUAAAAUAAUUAUAAAAAAGCAAAGCAGUUGUUGGUUCAAAGAUCAUACUUUUUGUGAUUUGAUUCCUCCGCGUAAUUGUCUUGAAGGAAUUGUUAUGUGCAGAAAGUAAACACCCUAUUUGUGUGUCAAAUAUUUGUAACAUCUCUUGAUUUUUCAUAGUGAAUUUGGUCACUAACACUUAUUUUUGGGGAUGCUUAAAAUGAUGUGUGCUACAGGUAUCAGUAGACUAUGCAGGUUACAGGAAAGUCCCUUUCACAUCACUGUUGAUGACACUUUUGUUAUUUUUAGGUAUCAGGACUACUUUGUUGGACUCCGAAGAGCACAUCUGCUUCACAUGCAAACAGUCCGAUGUUUCUCCUGAUAAUCUCAUCGCAAACAAGUUUCUCCGACAGGUAACCCUUACGCACAUUGUUUGGUGUAUUCCAUUCUUUUACUCUAACUUAAAGAAAAGGUAUAAAGUGUAUCGUAUCUUUCAAAGAGUCACCUUACUUUCUUUAUACAGGCUGUGAAUAACUUCAAGAAUGAGACGGGAUACACCAAACGGACUCGCAAACAGCUCCAAAAUACAGCCCCGCCUCCACCGCGCCCUCAGUUGCUCAGGCCCCUGCACUCAAGACAGCAAGACCCACUGUUAGCCAAUGUUUCUCAUCCUCCUCCUCCUACUGCGAGCGUCCCCGUCACAGCCCCUCAAGUGCAGGUCCCUACUUCUGCACCUACAUCUGCACCUGCACCCGCACCUGCUCCCGCUCCCGCUGUCUCCACCGUUUCAACUGCUGCUUCCACUCCUCCUCAUUCUGCUGCUGCAGUCGAAGAGCAUGUAUCAUCACCAGCACCUCCACCUGUUGUAGACCAACAUUCUCCUAUGCACACCACCAGCCAGGGUGAACCACCUCCACCUGGGUAGGUUUAUCUCCAGAUACAGUCAUUGUGCAAUCAUCUGGUGAUAUUUUAAACCAAGACUGCUUUAAAAUGUUUAUUUAUUUAUUUAUUUUUUAGUGAGACUGAUCCAGAACCAACUGUGACACCAGAAUCAUCUCAAGCUUCAGAAAGCAGAUCACAGGUGAGCCUGCUUUCAUCUUCUACAUACCUAUACGCCGAACCUAUUUUUAAUCUCUAUAAUUGAUGAGUAAUUGCAACAAGAAAGUAUUUGCAGACAGUUAUUUAUUUAUAUUUAUAACUUAGUCUAAUUUGGAUAAGAAAAUGCACCUCUUCAAGGUUAUGGUAAAAGGUUCAAAAAUAGUUUAAAGAUUUCGUCAUCUACUGUUGGUGAUGUUAUUCAAAGGUUGACAAUCUGGAGAAGAAGCUGUACAAAAAGGAAAGUCAAAAGUGCAGUUGGAUGUUGAAUUUUUAGGCCCUCGGGCAGCACUGGAGUGUUAUUGGCACAUAUUUCAGAAUCCAGCAUCUCUGAUGUAAUGUCCCUACACAGUACAUCCAGGUUUUGAAGCAACAUAUGCUGCCCUAUGGACAGUGCCUUUUAAGGAAGACCUUGUCCAGUAGACUGUGUUGUUACACACUGAAAACAGUCGCCCAUCAUGUAACAAAUGUGGCAAAGACAACCUUGAGCUGUUGAGCAGCUUCUACUUUACGAGAGUAAAAUACGAUUUCUAUUUCAAAACUUCAGGAAUGGUUUCCAUUCUGUGGUACCCUCAUGUUUACAGUGUGUUGUUAAAAGAAGUGAGGCGAACAUGCUCCAAUCAAAGUUAUAUUGGGCGUAUAAAACACUGUAUUACACUUUUCAGUUUCCCCAUUGGAUGCUUUACACUGUGAUUUGUCAUACAGGGCUACCAUUCAGCUUAUGUUGGACACCUCCCACCUGUGAGACCGUCUCAUUCAUCAGGUAAGACGUUUAUUCUGAGAUAUCUGAGAACUUUAAGAGAAGGCUUCAAGAGAAAGAUUGACUAAUUGUCUUUUGGUCCCGCUAGCUCAUCAAUCACGACCCCACCACUGUAACAGAGGGGGAGGCAGACACUGGGAGAGGUAAGAUCUUAUUUGGCUUCUUUUCUCCUGCUGAAAUUAGUUUGGUAACAUCUGAGUCUCAUAGUGUUUCGAUUUUUCUCUUUCUUUGUAGGUCUUUCAGAAGUAGAGGAGAACACACCUCCACCCAGCUCCACACAGCUCCACCUCCUGCCCCUGUUCCUCCAGUAUACCCAGCCCCAUCCCUUUACCCACCCCCACCACAGACCUACCCUCCACCCUUCGCCCCUGGCCCCGGUCUCAUCCCUCCUGCGCUCAGUUACCAGCCCCAGCCUGUUUAUGCCCCCGGACCACCAGUGCUCAAUCCUCCAUGGGUUGCCCCUGGCACCCAGCCUCCUCUCCUCCCCCUUCCUCCCUCCCUCGCUCAGCCUCCCCUCUCUAAGGAGGAAUUCUACAGACAGAGGCAUCACAGACAGGACAAGUGAGUUUUCCCUUAUCGUGUCAGUUAUUUCAUGGAAAGAGUUUAAUUUAAAGAGGGUGUUUUCAGUGUCAAACAUAAUGUCCAAUAUUAUCAGAUUCUUCAGAUAUUCCUCCCUUUGUCCUGGAUUUUCAAGUCUGCUGAUUUUUCAACAGCAGCACUUAAUGAAACGAUUAAAGACAACUUAACGCAGAUCAGUAACAACAUUUAAUAUCUGCGAUGACUCCAGGCUAGUCUGUUAUUCUGAUUGCGCUGGGAAUCAGUUUCUGAUUGGAAACUUGUACAUUUGCAGAACGAAAUGCUGCUCAGCGAGGCAUUUAAUGAAAAUUUCAACAGGACACGGGGAUUGAAGUUUGGUUUUAUCGCAGUAGAGCUUGUUGCUGGAUAAAACAAAGAUCUGAAAGUGACACUGUGUUUGUUCUUGUAUCCGCAGAGCUACAUCCAAAUUAGAUGAGUUUACAAAGGACUUUCACAAAGAGCUAAUGAAGUACAGAAACGCACCAAAGAGACCAAGACCAUCUUAUUCCAGGUAACUUUAAGAAGACAGCUUAUCUAAUGAGGUUUAAGGUCUUACAUUAAUGACAUAAUCCUUAAAGCUGUUUGUAACUUCCUUUGCGUAACCUUUUUUUGUUUUUUUUCUGUGUCCUUCUGGUUUUCUCUGCUGUCCUUUUCCAGGUCACGGUCGUACAGCCGCUCUCCAUUCAGCCGUUCUCCUUACUCUCGUUCACGGUCAAGAUCCAGAUCCAGGUCCAGAUCUAGGUCCUAUUCGUAUUCCCCGAGUAGAUCCCGCUCACGUUCACGCUCUCACGGGCGCUCCUAUCCACGCUCCCCUUAUUCCAGACGCAAUGGACGCAGCUACGGACGCUCGCGCUCAAGGUCCCGCUCUCGUUCGAGGUCUUUUGGAUAUCGGCGCUCUGGCUCACCACGGACCCCUCCUUCCUACAGGGGAGGAGCCUGGGAGGGACCAGAAGGAGCAGGGCCCUUCAGGUCAAGGUCACGGUCUCGCUCUCCUGGUGGUUACAGGAGCCGAAGCCCCGGUGGGAGAAAGCCCCCUCCACGGGAGCUCGAGCCGUAUGAACUGAAGGGUUUGAGUCCUGGGGGACAUGAUCGCUGGGAAAGAGAACGGUAUCGACAGUGGGAGAAGCAGUACGCAGACUGGUACAACAAAUACUAUGAACACCAACACCCCUCAAUGCAUCACAGAGGUGGUCGUAGCAGCAGAGACAGGGAGAGGGACAGGAUGUCUCCAUUACCCAGAGAUUACUCCCCCCAGGGGAGAGGGAGAAGAGGGAGAGAGGAAAGAGGUCCUCCACCUCACCAUCCUCCAUCCUCAUCUUCAUCAGGAAAUAAGACCAGCACUAAAGUUCUAAAGACAAAGAAAGUGAAGAGGAGGAGGACUGGAGAGGAAUCUGAGCCUUCGCAGUCCAUGGACAGAGGUGAUGCGACACCUGUCAGAGAUGAACCAAUGGAUGAAGUCCCUUCACUCAGUAAAACUCCUCCCAUGUCCUCAAAGCCACCUGGUGGCACAACAACCACCAAAACUGCAGCCUCCAAAAGCUCUGCAGCAUCUGCGAAACCCUCAACCAAGGUGGCGUCAAAACCUCAGUCUGAUAAGACGAAGAAAGACAAGCCCCAGAAGGUGAAAGCUAAAGUCAAGGUGGAGGGCGUGAAAGUGAAGAGUGACAAAGUAAGGAAAAAGACCGCAGAGGUAGUGAUCCCCAAAAAGAAAGAAUCCUCCUCCUCCUCCUCUUCAUCGUUCUCUAGACAAGUGAAGCCUGUUAGAAAACCUGAAGAGGCCUCAAACUCCACAACCCCCAAAAAAGAGAAGAGUAAAACAUCUGCAGUGAGGCCUGCCCUCCUUAAGACCCCGCCUAUCCCCCCCCACAACCUCGCUCUACACCACCCUUCCCUCCAUGACGGCCCUCGAUCAGGUCAUGACAUCCGGGGGAGAAGAGAUCUCCCUCAAGGUGGUGGUCUCCUCCCCCUUCCCCAUCAGCACGGACCUCCGCUCUUGCACAGGCCUCCCUCCCCAGUGGACAGUCGUAGAAGGAUGGGGAUGGAAGGCCGCUCUUUGCUUGGACCCCCUCCUGGGAAGCUGAGGAGGAUAGAUGGGUUGGAGGGGGGUGUCCUGUCUCUUCAGCACUUGUCUCAUCAGCCCCCGCUCCACAGACUCCCACCCUCCUCAGACAGGCCUGGUCUUCUUCCUUUACCAGGGAGCCGUGAGAUGAGCCGAGAUGACACAGAUCGAGGAUCCAUCAGGCCUUUGAUGGACCUUCAGGUGGGUUUCAUGCUUUUACGAGCCCCAGAUAUGACAGAAGACAAAGAUGUUGAAUUUUUAGGAUUAAUUUUUUUCUGUUUAGCUGGUUUUUGAUCAGACUUUUUCUGUUGAGCCAUGGUUUUGACGACAUUGUCUCUGACUUUUCCCCAUGUCCAGGUGAAGCCCCUGGCCCAGAGGAGGAUCAAGCUAAAUCGAGAUCUAGGGAGAAAAGGCAGCACUGAAACACCACCCUCAGACAGAACACCAUCAGGUCCUGAGAAGACGACUUCCACUUCAGACCGAUCAGCUGCCUCGAACACCUCUGAAGGAGAUCGACCAAGCAGCACAGCAGAAAGAAAAGAAGACAGAAAAGAGGAAAGAAAAGAGGACAGAAAAGAGCGCUCCUCAUCUGCUGAGAAGGGAGGGUCCAGGGAAAGACCAGGAAGUGCCGGAGAGAGACUGCAGAGCUCAGACAGGGAGCAGAACAGAAGCUCAGGAGCAGACAGAGAGCGAGACAGAGCUUCAGGAUCUGAACGAGACCGAGACCGAGAUAGAGGAGUGGGCUCUGACCGAGAGAGAGACAGGGGGCAGGGCUCCAACUCACAAAAGGUUUCAGUAACAGUGGAGAGAGACGCUGACGGAGAAAGGUCGGUGAGGACGGAGAGAAAAGGCUCCAGUAGUGGAGGAGGGAGAUCUGUCUCGUUGGAUAAAAUGACCAUAGCAGAGAAAUCAGCUGUCACCAAGAGAACCACAGACCAUCAGGAGAAACCGAGCGUGUCCUCGAAGGAGAGAGGGGAGGGGUCAGAGAGAGCUUCUAAAUCUGACAGGUGUGUUCUAGUGAUCCUCUGCUGCUUGUCAAACCAUCACUCAGAUCGGUGAUUAAAAGGGAGCCUGUUUUAGUGGUUCUGUAAACACUGUUAUUGAAUGUAAUUACAUCUUCCUGUUUCUCCCAGGAGUCUUUCCAAGGACAGAGCAGAGAGGAGUGUGCCCUCAGGAGAGAAACCGGCUGCCGCUCACAGAGAAGGUAAUUUGAAUCUCUGUGUGUGUCCAUGCCCUCAAGACCAGAUGAUAACUUUGAUUUCAUUUGGUGCCACCUUGUUAAGCAUUGAUUAAAAGUGUUGUCUCGCUGUCAUCCUCCUCUUCCAGCAGUGAAGGAUGGCGAGGAGCCUGCUGUGAAGCGCAGACCAAGGAUCAGUCGUAAGGCACUCGUGAGCAGCGCAGGAAGCUCCUCUAGGUGAGGCUACUGUCCAUUCGUUACAAACACAUUUGAUCUUCCAAUACUCGAUUCUUAUUUUUUAUAUUAAUCAUUUUAUACAAAUUUAAAUCAGAGCUGAUGAGUAGAUGUAGUUCUUUGCACAGUUAUUAUCAAACAGAAUGUUUCUGUCAAAAUGAGCUGAGAAUAUUCAGAUCCAAAAACUAGCAUAAUACUUCAAGUGAAAAACGUAGAAUUAUAAAGUUUAUUUACUUUUGUUUAAUUGAAAGAAAAAAAAAUCUGCUGCUAGCCCUAGAUUGACUAGUUGCAGUUGGUUGCUACUAGUGUUGGACGGUAUGAACCUUAUGUCACGGUAUGAGUAAUUUCACAUCAUGGUAACAGUAUAUAUCACAGUAUGUUUUUCCCCACUGUAAAUUCAAUUUCUGGUUUAAAAUAACCAAACUGUCGCAUUUGUUCAUUUUCUUUUUAUUUUUCAACUCGGAUUUGUAAACAAAUGCAAACUAAACCUCUGGCUAGUUUGGUGAUUUUUUUAUGAUAUGGCGGACCUUUGGCGAAAGACUCUGCCAAGUUCUUUCGUAUGAGAGGAGCUGCUGCAGCUUUCGUUUUUGGUGCAGCGGGUUCGCAACGCAUCUUUUGGCUCUCAUAAUUGAGCUUGGCGUGUUCCAUCUUUAGGUGGUAGAAGAGGUUUGCUCGCAACGACUUUGCAUAGUAUCGUUUUCUGAUCAUCGUUGGAUUUUCUAAAUCCGAAGAAUAGCCAGACAACCGAUGUUGCCCUUUUUCGGAGCAAGUUCCUCUUCCUCCUCCUCUUCCUCAUGUUGGGUGGGUCGGACUGCCUCCGUUUGCUCGGUACUGCCACUAAUCUCCGCGUCCGCCAUGACCACCGCCAGUGAAGCCGUUUCUCCUUAGUCAAAACUGUGCCAAGCAGUCUGCUGGACAUGCUGGUGAUUAUAAGGAGCACACCCAAACCUGACCAAUCAAACGGAGCGAACAAACUCCUCCUGACACGCUGUUAAAUAAACAUAAACGCACUAAAAUGAAUGUGCUCCAGCUUUCCUGUUAGCGAGCGCAGACAACUACACACUGACUAGCAAAAUUUCCCUCGGUACACACUUCAUACCGUCACACGGUAUAUGUCGUCAUACCAACCAACACUAGUUACCACCCAUUUAACACACGAGGAUGACUUCGUGGAUGUAGUUUUAACCACAGGUCUGUGUGAAGUUGCACACUCUGCCGGCUGACAUCAGUGUGGUAAACUGCAUCUGUAUGCUCGGCUUGUGCGCAGUAGCUCAAAGUUGAAGCAUUGGCUUAUCGACUGAGCCAUCUGGGAUUUUUUUUUUUACAGUAAAAUGUGCCGUUCAAAAGAGCAGUGGUGAUGUUUUCCCUCAAAGUGGCAGCAGGAAGAUGCCACAGCAGCUUAACUUUGAAGAAGUUAAAGUGCCAAUUUUGGACCUUUUAAGUGCGAUUAAGACAUCUACAUGCCAAUUUUGAUAAGGCUGUGUUGCAUUUGAAUCAAAAUUCAGUUUGUUUUAGAUAACUGGAGAAAUGUUUUCCAAUAUCUGCUCAUUUUCCUCCUCCUCUAGUAAUAGUUUUCACUCCUCAUCUCUGUUUAAAGCAAGCAGUUAUGGGCCACAUCAACCACAGGGGUGACAAACCAUGCUGGCUGAUUUGAAAAACAUGAAUCUUUAAAGCGAUUUUAUUUUAAACGUCCAUUUUAAGUCUAACCCCUAAUGCAUGCAAUCCUUUGUUGAUGCAUUACUCUUCCAAAUGUGUCUGUUUUUUCUCAGCUCAAGGUCAACUCAAGAUACAAAGCGGGACUCAGACAGAGAACAGAAGAGCGAACCAUCCAAACCCGCGGAGCUGCCCCCAUCAAGUCCUGUGAUCAGCAGAGACCGCAGCCCAAGUGUCAGCCCACAACCCAGCCCGGUCAGCGAGGAGCCACUCAUUCAGCCUCCUCCUCGCUCCAAAUGGGAGAGAGAGGACGAUGAAGAGGGCCAGGAAAACGGACUCAGUGCCCCCAAGGAGCCAUCACCAGUGCCUCAAAGGGGCAGAGGCAGAGAAGUGCAGGCUGAACCUUCAAAGCCCAUCAGGACUGAAGGCAAGGAAGCUAGAAGGGAGGAGAGGAGAGGAGCUGUGAGAGAGGAGAAAAAAGGGAAGGCACCAAAGGAAGAGGGUAAAAGUGGCAGGUCAGCACAAACUAAUUCUGAUAAGCCCAAAGUAAAACUUGUGAGGGAGGAUGUGAGAGGAGCGAGAGAAGAAGGCAGAGCUGCAGCAAGAGAGGAGGGCAGAGGAGGAGGAAGAGAGGAGGGGCGAGGAGGGACAGGGAAGGAGGAAAGAGCAGCAGAGGGGAGAGGUGGAGGAGGAAGAGAGGAGAGUCGUGGCCCUGAGCCCCGGAGACAGCGUUUGUGUUCUGACCUUGGUCGCGAGACAGACGAAGCAGCGUUUGUGCCGGAUUACAGCGAAGGGGAGGGCUCAGAACCAGAGCGAGGAAGGAGCGGCAGCCCGAGCCCCUCCCUCAGCCAGCCGUCCCACAGCCCGACUCCCAGCAACCAAAGCGGCUCGGUAACCACCGCCGACAAGAAGAAGAAGAAACACAAGAAACACAAAAAACACAAAAAGCACAAGAAGCACGGCAGCCAGGAGAAAGAAGGGGAACACAAGAAGCACAAGCACAAGAAGAAGAAACACAAAAAGAACAAAGACAAAGACGCGGAGGAGGAGGAAGAGAAGUCGGAGAAAGCAGAGGAAGGCGCUCCGUGCUAACAGGGGCCCAAAUCUGUAACCUUGAGAUAAUGACAUAUCUGGGAAUAACAGCUUAGAGUGUCAUGCUGCUUCAUGUGGCACUCUUAAGGGAAGGGAUGAAAUGGAUCUUUGAUUGUCCCGGUCACCGAAGGAGGGCUUUGUGACUGUUACUGAAACACUUCAUGUCACUGCAGGACCCCUAAACUCACACAGUACUUUGUCGUGCCUGGCUCACAGCUGAUCAAGUUUCCUUUAUAUUCAAUGUGAGGCUCCGUGGUGACUUAAGGUCAGGAAAAACUCGGGAGACAUGCUGUGCUGCACUAUAGUGAUCAGCGUAGAGCCAGUCAGAAAAAGACUGGAAGAUAAUAACUGAUCACACAGCAGUCAAUCUGAGCGGUCGGAAUAAGAAGCGCUGUACUCAGGGAUGUGAUUGCUUCUUUGCAGAGGAGGAAUUGCUUUUUCUCUGUAUGAUUCAUUUGUAAAUAGAGAUAAACUGUUGCUUCACAUAAUAAUUUUCCUGUUCGUUCUGCUCACAUCCCUGUGUGCCGUUCAAGGUUUAAAUACUGAAUAACCCUCACUGCAGAGCGUACUCUCGGAUGCUCUUUUCAAAGACUGUUUGUUUUGCAUGUUUAGCACAUUAGCUACAAAUUCGGUACAUUAUCCAUUCCUGCUGACCUUUCCUACGAGUAGACUCUCUUUUUUUUUUUCCACACUCACUUGUUUCAGUUUCAGCGAAGAUUGGUCUAAAAAUUUAAAAAAGCAACAAGAAAAUACAGAUAAGGUUUAAGAAAAGUUUAAUCUGCAAAAAAAAGGAUAUUUUCAAAUCCAGUUAUUACGGACAGGGUUAGAAAAGUCUUCAGAAAUGGUCAGCAGUCAAGUAUUUGUGAUCAAUGUGCUUUUAAAUGCAAAACUACGAGAAUGAUCUCUAAGUGAAAUGAAACAGGAAGCAUUCAUGCUACACUGAAUUGUAAACAUCUAGGAUGUGUUCAUUAAUAACUGAAAAUCAAUCUGCAUGUUUUCGUUCCAAAGGUUCAGUAAAUGUCCAUUAUAACGUCUGAGUGUGCGGAUGUGUAUGUGGUGGUGUGUGAAAGUGAAAUGUGACUUCGGGAUGAAGUGAGGAGGACUAGUGUUCUUACAAAAUGAGUUGUUCUUUUUCUUUUUUUUAAUUAAAAUGUUUUGACCCGA